AUGGCGUCUUCUAAAGCAUCGAAUGCCGGAAGUAGCUACCAGGAGCAGAGAGAGCAGAAGGUUCUUGAUGUCAUAUUUCUCUGUGACGAAUGGAAAUCUUCAAAGGGUGGAUUGUCAACUUUCAAUCGAGAAUUUGCCAUUAAUUUGGCACAAGCGACGACUGGUAGCAUGAAAAUCCACUGCUAUGUCUCUAAUAGCGAUGAUCGGGACAGAGAAGAUGCUAAACAACAUGGUGUCAAUUUAAUCAUAGCUCAAAGUGUUCCUGGUUCAGCCGACCCCCUCGAGUGCUUGAAGUUUCCACCCUCGCAGCUCCCAAACCCACAUCUGGUGAUAGGCCAUGGAAGAAAGCUGGGUAGUCCUGCAUAUUUCCUAGCACGGUCUACAAAGUGUAAAUGGAUCCAAUUUGUUCACGUCUACUGCGAGGAUCUUGGGAAAUAUAAAGAAUCUGCCACGGCUGCAGAAGAUACAAUCCAAGAGAACGAGAAGAAGCACAAGAUGGAAAUCGAGUUGUGUAAAGCAGCGGAUGCAGUUGUUGCCGUUGGCUCCCGUCUACAGCAGAAGUACAGCAGACGUCUCCUUAAUGUUGAAGUGAAGAUUAUCACUCCUGGGAUCUUUGGAAAGUUUUCCAAUGAAUCAAAAUUGGUUGUAGACAGAUCGGUAGUAAAGAAUUUUAAUGUGUCUUUGUGUGGCCGAGCUGCCUUUGAGGAUCUUUCCCUGAAAGGCUAUGAUGUAGUUGCAAAUGCCAUUGGUUCUCUUGGUAAGAACUUUGAGUUGACAUUUGUCGGCUCAUCUCCCGGUGAACAACGAAAAGUUGAGCAAUGGUUUCUUGACAACACGUGCAUCAACCGCAAACAACUAACCAUCCGUCAAUAUUGCAGUGAACAAGAGGAACUCAAGGUGAUGUUCUAUCAGUCAGAUUUGGUUGCUCUGCCAUCCCGUACCGAAGGAUUUGGGCUUGUUGCCCUUGAGGCCAUUUCUGCUGGUGUUCCUGUACUUGUCUCUGGCGAAUCUGGCAUAGCUGAGGCUUUGCAAAAAGUAGAAGGUGGAAACACUGUCAUUGUUGGAUCAGGUGAAGAUAAAGAUGAAUGGGCACGAAGGAUCAGAGAGAUGUAUGAAGAAAGUGCAGAAGAGAGAGAAGCCAAUGCCGUGAAGCUUCGCGAGAACUACAGAAAGGUUUACUCUUGGAAAGCAGAAUGUGAGAGGUUUAAAGGGCUGAUUGACAAUGUUGUGAAAACUGAAUAUGGUGGUGAAAUGAAUAUUAAGGUUGAUGUGAAUUACUUGAAACCUAAAGAACAGAAUAUGCAGACUGGCAUGUUGGCAACAGAGACUGUCAGAUGCCAAGAGGUUAUACUGCCAAGGGUAUCUGCUACAUCAGCUGCAUCUGGAAGUGCAUCUUGUCCACAAACAGAAGAUCUCCACACUCAUAAAGAGGAAAUCUUUCUAUCAAUUAUUUUAAAUUAUUUCAAUGCCAUAAAGCCACAGUCUAUUGAAGAGUUCAAUAGGUUUAUGGAAUAUGCAGAAAAAAUGAGGUUCAUCAUUACUGGUGUCUCUAAAGGAAGUUUGGUGAUAACGGUGAGGUGUGAAUCUCUAAUGAUCUUGGAGGACUUGUGGACAGAUUACUCAUCUGGUCAUCUUGAUGAAGUGGUUCAGAAUUGUUUUGUAACUGAGGAGAUCUUGAAGGAACUGAACCUGGCUGAGCUGAGGCUGAAGACAACAAUAGACAUAGAAGAGUACAAUGGAUGCAAAAUGUUCUUUGAGAAAGAUGCACUUAGAGCUGAAAACAACAAUGGACAUAGAAGAGAACAAUGCAUAUACAAACUGUACUUUCUUGAGAAGGAUGUACUCAGAGGUGCCUCAUCUUCUGGAUUCCACUCCAUAAGUUCAACCAGUGAAGGUCCACAAAAUCAAGGAGAGCUGAAAAAACGGAAACAGAAGACAAAGAUUUUUGAGAGAAAGAAAAUGAAAGGCAUGUUGCCUCUCCCUGGUUCUUCCACCUUUGAUCCUGAAAAAGAACUAGCAGAGCAACAAAUGAAACUUCAAAGAAUGGAAGGUUCUUCAUCUCCCCCUCUUCUCUCCACCACUGAUCUUGAAGAAAAGCUGAGGAGAGUAUGUGUGAACCUUAAGAUGCUUAGAGUGGAAGGUGGUUUUGAUCUUGAGGAAAAACUAGAUGAACUAUACAUGGAGUUUCAGAGGCUCAGAAUGGAAGGUACUUUGCCUCCUCCUGAACUCUUUACUGCUGAUCUUGAAGUUGAACUUAAAGUACUACGUUCAAAACUUAACAGAGUCAGAAUGAAAGGUAGCUCACAUCCCCUUGUUUCCACCAUUCAAGUAGAACUCGGCGAACUACUCAAGCAACUUCAGAAAUGGAGGAAGGAAGGUUACACCAUGGAAAAGGCUUCCGAAAGCGAAACAGGUGGAGAAGCCAUAGAACAUUUUUCAGCUCGGCCGUACCAAGUGGAACUUCUAGAGCGGGCGAAGGAAAGGAACACCAUCGUAUGUCUGGGCACGGGAACUGGCAAAACGUUUAUAAGUGUCAUGCUCAUAAAAGAACUCGCUCAUGAAGUAAGAGGAAACUAUAAAGACGGCGGGCAAAGAACUUUCUUCCUUGUAAAUACAGUUCCACUGGCCAGCCAACAAGCAAAAGCGAUCGCUAAUCAUACAGACUUGAAAGUCAAACAUUACGUUGGAGAGAUGGGAGUAGAUUACUGGGACAAGCCCACUUGGGAAAACGAGUUCAAUACAAGCAACGUUCUGGUCAUGACAGCUCAAAUAUUCCUCGACCUUCUGUUGCAUAGCUACAUACUUCUCUCGCAAGUGAAUCUCUUGAUCUUUGAUGAAUGCCACCGUGCCAAGAAGAAUGAUCCUUACAGACAGAUAAUGCAGUGCUUCAGCGAUUGCCCACAGCGCCCAUUACCCAAAAUUAUGGGUUUAACUGCCUCGAUAGUAAAUGGAAAGGUAAAACCUUAUAAAAUUGAAUCGGAGAUCCAAGAGCUGGAACGCACAUUAAGAUCUACAUGCGAAACAAGUCAAGACGAAGAUGUUGAAAAAUAUGCUGCUAAACCCGAAGAACUGGUCCUUGUUUACAAGAGCCAGAGCACUGAUGAAAAUGUAAACAUUUUGAUCCAAAUCCUGUCAGAUGUCUUAAAACCAGGAAUUGGUUUUCUCCGCGACUGUCGGGUGUCCGAAAUUGACGAGAAUGCACACUGGUACGCGAAGUUCGCUCUGAGAGAGUGUAAGGAGACAUUGGAUGAACUGGGCCCUUGGGCUGCUUUUAAAGUAGCAGAAUACCUAAUCAAGGAUCUAGACAGAGCAUGCAAGGUUCAAAGCAGCAAACAAGGGCGAUUGUUUUACGAGUUUAGUGCCACCCAGCUGCUUCAACUGCGGGGCAUUUAUUGUAAUUUUACUGAAAGUGAUGGGUCUGAGGACAGUGGACAUUGUUACUUCAUGCCUAAACUUCAAACACUUCUGAGUGUUUUCAGAGAAUUUGCUAACUCACAGCAUGCAUCUGAAGAGGAGAAGACCCUCUGUGCCAUUGUGUUUGUUGAAAGACGAUACACAGCACUAAUCCUCAGCAAACAGCUUAACAAGGCAGCCGAACUAGAUCAUGAGCUCUCAUUCAUCAAAAGUGACUUUGUGAUUGGUCACGGCACAGGUGCAAGGGUUAGCUACUCCAGUAACACAGAGAUGAAUUUUAAGAAACAGGAGGAAGUGCUGCGCAAGUUCAGAAAUGACAAGAAAAGACAUGAAUUCAAUGUGCUGAUAGCCACCUCUGUUGUUGAGGAGGGAUUAGAUAUUCCCAAGUGCAAUGUUGUCUGCAGGUUUGAUUUCCCAAAGAAUUAUCGUUCCUAUGUACAGUCAAAGGGCAGAGCUCGUGCCAAAGGUUCCAAGUACUACAUGCUGGUGGAUGAAAAGGAGCAAGUGGAAAAAGAGAAUGAAUUGGAGAUGUUGCGUGCUAUUGAGGAAAUCUUGUUGGAAAGAUGCCAUGAUCGGCUGGAGCCAUCAGUGGAGGAGUGUAAUGAGUCAGUAGACACAGAUUUACUGCCACCGUACAUACCAGUAAAUGGAAAGGGAGCAAGAGUAACAAUGACCAGUAGUGUUGCUCUACUUUCAAAGUACUGUUCAAAGCUCCCAGGAGACCGUUUUACUCAGCCCAAGCCAGUUUACAAGGUUGAGGAAAUUGGGAAAUAUCUUUACAGGUGUAAACUAACACUCCCAAUAAACUGUCAACUACGUGAUGAUAUAAUAGGUGAACCAAUGCUGAGUAAGAACCAAGCCAAGAUGGCAGCCGCGCUCAAAGCCUGUGAACUGCUUCACAAGAUUGGUGAGCUUGAUGAUGACCUGUUACCAAAGCGGACUUUAUCUGACGAGGAAAGUGAUUUGGAAGAAGAAGCAGCAGCUGAGUCCGGCGGAAAAAAACCAAAAGCUGGAACAAAGAAGAGAAGACGACGGUACAAGAGAAAGGUUCCUGAAGCAUUUGUCGGCAGCUUGGUACAGGAAGGUCAGCCUCAGUUCCUCACGACCAUCACCAUACAAGUCACUAAACUUACUCAGCCACAAGAGUUUGUCGUUAGUGAGCGGCUGUUCCUCAAUGAAACUUGCACGUUUGGAAUGCUGACAACGAAAAGAAUUCCUUGGAUACGAUCGUUCAAACUGUAUCCUAACUAUGGCGAAGUCACGGUAUCCUUGCAGUGUCACAGAUCUCCUUUGCGUGUAAACAUCACUAAACAAGAGUUGGACAUUCUUCGCGAUUUUCAUCUCUUUCUCUUCACUCACGUUCUACGCUCUCCUGUGGAAUUCGUGCCAGGAAGUGUGGAUGGUUACUUCAUUGUUAUGUUGAAGGCUUCAGGAAGGAGUAUUGACUUUGAUCGCAUGAGAGAGGAGCUUUCGCAUUCACCCAAACAAAGCCGUGUAAAUCAGCCCAUCGUCGUAGACUUAGCGGUAACAAAAAACUACGUUGAAUCUCCACAAAAGUAUGCUGUUUUGAAAAUUCGUGGCGAUCUGACUCCGAUGUCUCCGUUCCCGGAAAAGUCGCAGGGUAACACUUAUGAAGAAUAUUUUCGCCUGAAAUACGGAGAAAGGGGAUGCAUUGCGAACAAGCAUCAACCACUUGUCGAAGUGAAAGAGCUCUCCGCUAGAGUGAAUUUUCUAGUAGACCGAAAACAAGGAACAAAAAACAAGCGCGGUGUGAUUUGUCUUGUUCCAGAGUUGUGUGACCAGAUUCCCAUUCGCGCUUCUCUUCUUAGCGUGUCUCAGAUUCUACCAUCUAUUCUUCAGCGUAUCAACUCCCUCCUUCUCGUUGCUGAUCUCAAGGCCAUGGUUGCUGAUGUACGCGACACAACAGAUGAAUCAAUUUUCCCUCCCAUUGGAGCUGAAGAGGGCUCAAGAGAGGCGUCCAUGGAGGUUGAAGGCGAUGCUUUGGACCUGGAAGACGAGGAUGCACUUUUCUCCGACAUCAGGUCAAUGUUCCGUUACAGUCCACCAUCUGCUAACCACCCCGACUCCUUUCUCGUUCUUCAAGCUAUUACCACCACCCACAGCGUAGAUGCAUUUAAUCUGGAGAGGCUGGAGAUGCUUGGGGACUCAUUUCUGAAGCUGGCCGUGUCCAUUCAUCUCUUCUGCACAUACAGCGAUAAAGACGAAGGCAAGCUGACCCGGCGUAAGAAAAACCAGAUUAGUAAUUUAGCGUUGUACCGAGCAGCGGCCAAGAAAUCUCUGGGCGAGUAUCUCCAGAGCACGCAGUUGGCUCGCAACGUUUGGUGUCCUACGGGAUGUCAGUUUGGCGACGUACCACCGAAUCGCACCACAGGUAGCCCAGCCAUGGAAGUUGACAGCGGGGACACAGUCGAGGCAAUGGAAGUUGACGAGACCUUAGAGAGGGGAAAGGAGACAAAACUUACUGCUACAGAGCAUGCGCGCCAGAAAUGCAACACUCAAAAGAUUGCGGACAAGUCCAUAGCUGACAGCAUCGAAGGACUGAUCGGAGCGUAUUUAAUAUCCUGUGGUUACCUUGGUGCGUUGCGAUUUAUGAAGUUUCUGGGGCUAAAAGUUUUACCUGAAAUUGGCACCAACGACGGCAAUGAUUUGCAGGCGGAGAAUAGCAAAUCGGGUUGCUAUGCUAGAUUUUGGCCAGAUCAGACAAAAAUAACAGUUGCGCAAGGUAAAGGAGAUAUGGUUUUCCGCCUCACUUCUGGCCUGGAAAACUUUGAAAACGAAUCAAUCUCGUACACUUUCCAACAAAAGUUGUAUUUGGUAGAGGCACUAACUCAUGCGUCUUACCACGAAAACCGUGUCACGCCAAGUUAUGAAAGACUCGAGUUCCUCGGCGAUGCCCUGCUGGACUUUUUGGUCACGCAACAUUUGUACUUCCGUCACGUCAACUUGUCACCUGGGGAACUGACCGAUAUACGACAGGCCUUGGUGAACAAUAACAUCUUUGCCACCCUUGCCGUAGAACACAACUACCACAAGUAUCUGAAGCAUAUGUCUCCAAAGUGGUUCCAAACAGUGAAGAACUUUAUUGACAGAGUGGAAGAUGAGGCAGAAGAGAGGAAAGAUAAUCAGCUUCAAACGGUCACCGCUGACCCAUUUAUUAUCGUGUCUGAAGAGGAAGAAGAAGGAAUCGAGGCGCCUAAAGUUCUUGGUGACAUCUUUGAAUCAGUAGCAGGCGCGAUAUUUUUGGACAGCGGUAUGGAUUUGACUAAAACCUGGGGUGUGUACUACCGCAUGAUGAAACCCUACAUCGACCAUUACUCGGUGAACAUACCGCGAAAUCCCGUCAGACAUGUCUACGAGAAAGACGAGAAGGCUGACUUUGGGAAAGCGAAGACCCUUGAAGAUGGUAAGAUCCAGUGCACUCUGAGAGUGCACUGGGGAGAGUACAAUGGGAAGGGACCGAACAUGAAGAUUGCUAAAGCUACAGCAGCCAAGCUCGCUAUUGAAGGGCUGAAAAAGAAAUACACUGCGGUAUACGAGGAAGAUUAAGACUCAGUGAAGGCUUGGAGGACAUCAGUGUUGCGGCAUGUUGAGGCAAAGGUGCUCUCUUAGAUUUGUGUUGUUGAGAUAAUGCUGUGGAACACUGUUACAGUAACAGGAAGUAAAUUUCUUUUGUGCCUAUGAUAAUAUUUGUACAUUAUCUUCCACAAUGAACAUCCCUUUCUAGGAGCCACGUUUAUGUAGGUGACGUACCUUGAAUGAAUGGGAGUCGUUUAAGAUUACUUUGUGUUACAAACGUCCCUUAAGUGUUGUGAUUGACUUUCUCAGACACCGAGGACAGUGUAGACAUUUGUCUAGAGACGUUUGCACUAUUAAUGCGGCUUUGAAAUAUUUUUUUAUCUACAAUUUGUCUUUUUGACAACUCUUGUUUUUAACUUGUGGGCGUCCCUAACAAUUCAAAAUAUUUUUUGUUUAUUUUUUAUCUAUUGAAUGACUCUAUUUUUCUAUUUUGUGGGCGCCAGGGCGUCGUUGCUAACAAUUUACGGAAAAUAGAGAAAAAUCGAAACAAACAAAAGAACAGUAAAAAAUAUCGCAAAAAAAAAAAUAAUAGAAAACUCUGACAGCAAUAACUAUGAAAGUUCACCAUAACAGCGCUUUGGUAUAUGAGUUUCUAAUUGAUGAAGAUAAAAUUUUAGUUUCCUAGGAAUCAGGCAUUUCCUUUUAAAGAUUUAUGUUUUUUACCAGUUUUAAGUGUGGCAAGAAGAGUACAUGUAAGAAUGCAAGAGCGAUUUUGGUAAUCGUGAUAUGUGUUGCAGUUGUAAAUAGUGUAGCUGAAAUGAAAUGGAAAGUCCUGUGUAAAAUAACUACACAUGAAUGAGAGAAUAAAGAAAAGCGCUGAUGUUACAUUCA
Messenger RNA from Pocillopora verrucosa, 7842 nucleotides. Lineage: Eukaryota; Metazoa; Cnidaria; Anthozoa; Scleractinia; Pocilloporidae. The record is from RefSeq and is a predicted model, not a curated record.